AUGACAAUCCAAGCAGCCGCCAACAACUGGAACAACCUCAUCGUGCCCGUCGCCAACAAAGGCACCACCCUCGGCUCCCCCAGCAUGUGCAAGCAAAAAGACGAGGACUUCCUCACCCCCUUCAAAGCCAAGCUCAACCGCGACUGGGACAUCACCAGCAUCCACGUCAACAAGCCAGAUCUGGCCGGAAUCAAAGCCGACGUGGAGCAUUACCGCAAGUACGGCAAGCCCAUCUUCGUCAACGAGUUUGCCUGUGUUCAUGACCAGGGCAGGUUCAAUCCGUGCACGGACCAGAAUGAGAUCAACAAUUUCAUCAAUGAUGCGGUGAAGUACUUCAAUAGCCAGAGCGAUAUUGUGGGCUUUGGUGCUAGUAACGGGAAUGGCUUGGGCAAGGUGUGGCCGUUGACCACCUCGAGUGGAAAGCUUUCUGAGACGGGGAAGACGUAUCUAAGGGCGAUCAAGAACUUGUAG
Molecule: messenger RNA, 471 nt
Organism: Fulvia fulva
Lineage: Eukaryota; Fungi; Ascomycota; Dothideomycetes; Mycosphaerellales; Mycosphaerellaceae
Exons: 1
Coding region: 1-471 (156 amino acids)
Biological process (GO): fungal-type cell wall polysaccharide metabolic process
Cellular component (GO): fungal-type cell wall
Source: RefSeq, a predicted model, not a curated record